AUGUCGGAAGAAUUGCCAGAGUUGGUGGCGCAAGAGAUUGAGAUUCUGAGAGACUCUCGGUUUGCAGAGUUGCCAGUGUGUAAGCGCUUCCAGCUUCUCCAAAAGAAAAUUGGAGAUGACGAGGAAAACCCUGCUAUUUGCUGCUUGGAAGUGGACCUUGAGCCCAUGACUGAAGAGGGCAUACAGCUGGUGUGCGCAACUUUGCAGGUGAGGAUUCCAGCAGGCUAUCCCACCUCAGCCACACCCAAGGUGUUUGUGGAGAGGUCCAGAGGCAUUGGUGAUGUCGCUACAGAAGCCAUGAUGGAAGCAGCUGAGAAGGCUGUGCAGCAUCAUGGCCUGCAGGAGGAAGGUUGCUUAGCACCUUUGCUCUCGGAGGUGAAAGAUGCUCUAGGCAAAGCUGUCAGCGAAUGUUAUAUUUGCAUGAUGGAUUGUGAUCCAAGCAGCGCCAUUUUCGUGGCUUGUAACUGCGUUUUCCAUCGCGAUUGCCUGGAAGAAUGGCGAGGUCUGAAAGAUAGGGAGAAGACAGCGAAAGCAGAUGCAGCGACGGAAAGCAUCAAGUCACAAAAGGAUGCGCUUGAAAAGAUGUGCGCAGAAGCAAAUGAACAGGUAGAAGAAGCCGACAAGCAGGUGGCUUAUGCGCAACUGCAGAUGGAUCGAGCAGCCUCAGCUGUGGAGCAGGCCAUGAAAAAGGCACAGGCAACUGCAGAGGAUGAUGAGGAACAGGUGCCUAGCGAGGAUGAAGCCAAUGAACAGGAGGCCGAGGAGUCAGACAGCUCAGUGGAGUUGGACUCUGUGGAUUACCGAAACGAGGCACGCUGGGGCGCACCAGAGGUCAGCCUUGGAGGACUGUACCACAACAAGCAUACAAAGAAGAACUGGCAUCCCAGCGUCCGGAUGAAUCGAAAGCGGCCCAAGAAGUACCUGAAGCGCAUCGAUGAAAAGCUCGAAGAGAUGAAGAAAGAAGGUAAGCGCCAACUGAGUGACGAGAUGUCGCAAGCAGUGACCAAGUGGGAAAAGGCGCAGUUUGAGCACAAAGAAACAAAACUGAUCUUGGACAAAGAACAAGAGAAUUACAAGAAGCUCAAAGAGAAGGCAGAAAAACUUCAGGGAGAACUGGAGUGGACGAGUAACUAUUUGAGUGAGGAACGCGCCAAGUUCACGUCUUUGCCACUCCUUUGCCCGGUGUGCCAAAACGAAGUUGAUGCCAAAGUGGAGGAAAAGCAGCCCGAAGCUGCUGAAAGUGUUCAGCCACAGCCAGUACCGGAAAAUGUGGAGGAUCAAGAGGAGAUUGCUAGACAAGCCUUGCUGGCUGAGGAGGAGAAGAAGAGACAAAAAGCAGCGGCAGAGUUGGCAGCCCUUGAGGAGAAGAUGGUAUUCAUGAUGACCAAGGGCGCCAAAGGCCCCAAGGAAUCGGAGGAUACAGAUGCUGCGGCAGCAGCAGAGGUAGAGCAAACUCCGGUGGAUGACACGGAAGAACAGGAGCUUCAGGAAGACGAUGUGAAGAGCUACAUGCCAAGUGGGGAUGAUCUCCCUCCACCUCGGAAGGCCCUGGAUGAUGAACUGCUGGUCACCAUUGAGAUGUUGAUGGAAGCCUACAGUGAGAAAACUGUUGAAGGUCAAGAGCUGUUGGAACCCUUCAAUGAAUUGCUGGAGGUUCUGAGAGACAGCCAAGAGAAGACGGACCAAGAAAUCAAGGAGGUCCUGACGGAAGUCAUUGGCGUUAUCCGAGAGGAAGAGUCUUGCUGACAUACUCGUGGCCGCAACUGUCAAAAUGUGAGAUGAUGAGGCAAGUGGCACCACCAGAGCGCUGCCUGUUUUGUGGCCGCGUUUGGUAGCUUCCCGUGCGUCGCGACGGCAAAA
Messenger RNA from Cladocopium goreaui, 1860 nucleotides. The record is from the annotation of a GenBank genome assembly. Lineage: Eukaryota; Dinophyceae; Suessiales; Symbiodiniaceae.